Molecule: messenger RNA, 1659 nt
Organism: Poecile atricapillus (Black-capped chickadee)
Lineage: Eukaryota; Metazoa; Chordata; Aves; Passeriformes; Paridae
Gene: STRAP
Product: serine/threonine kinase receptor associated protein
Exons: 10
Coding region: 100-1158 (352 amino acids)
Biological process (GO): spliceosomal snRNP assembly
Cellular component (GO): SMN complex
Molecular function (GO): protein binding; RNA binding
Source: RefSeq, a predicted model, not a curated record
AAGCGCUUCCUGCCCGUCACUUCCCCCGCCGCUGCCGCCGCCGCCGCUCCCGCCGGGCCGCCGGACUCGUGCCCUGCCCAGGCCCCUGCUGCCGCCGCCAUGGCCAUGAGGCAGACCCCGCUCACCUGCUCCGGCCACACGCGGCCCGUGGUGGACCUGGCCUUUAGCGGCGUCACCCCCUACGGAUAUUUCCUCAUCAGCGCCUGCAAGGAUGGCAAGCCUAUGCUGCGCCAGGGGGACACAGGAGACUGGAUUGGCACGUUUCUGGGUCAUAAAGGUGCUGUUUGGGGUGCCACCCUGAACACAGAUGCCACUAAAGCAGCCACAGCAGCAGCAGAUUUCACAGCCAAAGUGUGGGAUGCUGUGUCAGGCGAUGAACUAAUCACACUGGCUCACAAACACAUUGUCAAAAGUGUGGAUUUUACACAGGAUAGCAAUUAUCUGUUAACAGGUGGACAAGAUAAGCUCUUGCGUAUCUAUGACUUGAGCAAGCCAGAAGCAGAACCGGAUGUUGUCAGUGGACAUACUUCUGGCAUUAAAAAAGCCUUAUGGAGCAGUGAUGACAAACAGAUUCUUUCAGCUGAUGAUAAAACUGUCCGCCUCUGGGACCGGAGUACCAUGACUGAGGUGAAGUCACUAAAUGUGGCAAUGUCAGUGAGCAGCAUGGAGUAUGUUCCAGAAGGACAGAUACUGGUGAUAACCUAUGGGAAGACAAUUGCUUUUCAUAGUGCAGAAACUCUAGAGCAGAUUAAAUCAUUUGAAGCACCUGCUACAAUCAAUUCUGCAUCACUUCACCCUGCGAAAGAAUGUUUGGUUGCAGGUGGUGAAGAUUUUAAACUCUAUAAAUAUGACUAUAAUACAGGAGAAGAAUUAGAAUCUUACAAAGGGCACUUUGGUCCCAUUCACUGCGUGAGAUUUAGCCCCGAUGGAGAGUUAUAUGCAAGUGGCUCUGAGGAUGGCACACUAAGGCUGUGGCAGACAACAGUAGGGAAAACCUAUGGCCUUUGGAAGUGUGUAGUUCCUGAAGAAGAGAAUGCAGAAGCAGCAAAAGCAAGGACUACCCUUCCAGGAACUGCAGAGGAGGAAAUAGUUGCAGAAGAGAUUGCCUCUGAAAACUCAGAUACAGUGUACAGCUCAACUCCUGAAGUGAAAGCCUGAUUACUGCAGCUGUUACCUGACACAUGGACAUGCGAGACUAAAUCAAGUGAGCAGUGACAGACAGCAGCCUUCCAGAGUGCGCUCCCUCCGUGGGGCAAAGAUGGGCAGUAAUUGAUGAGAAUGCGGUGGAACUGGCUAGGUGUUGUCUGUAAGAGAACUGAGCAUCCAAAUAAAAACCCAAAAGACAAGUAGUAGAGUUCUGCUGGCUUUUUGGCAUAACUGCCUACUGUCUUUUCAAAGAAGUGUGCAAGCCAAGAUCCAGUCUCUCCAAUCUCAAUUAGACUCAUUGUAGUGUGUUUUCAUUAUUACGAAGAAGAGAUACAAUGGCUUUUACCUUUUUUUUUUUUUCCCUUGAAAGUUGGAAAAAUUGGCUCUAGUUGAAAAGAGGGGAUUAUGUACUUAAAAGUAUUUGGUUCGGGUUUUGUUUCAUUGUAUGCUGCUUCUGAAUGUUUAACUGUUUUCAGUUGUCUAAAUAAAAUGCCUCUCCAAACUCGUACAUUA